This is a messenger RNA of Benincasa hispida (wax gourd), 789 nucleotides long. Lineage: Eukaryota; Viridiplantae; Streptophyta; Magnoliopsida; Cucurbitales; Cucurbitaceae. The record is from RefSeq and is a predicted model, not a curated record.
AUGCUGCUAGACGUGAAUAGGAAAAUGUUGAUAUACAGGCGCAUUGCAAUGCUCUCCUUUAGAUGCAACUUUAUGGACAUUGACGAAAAUAAUCACAUUGUCGUUGCCUUUUUGCAAGAGAAGCGUCGACCAACUACUCAGGUUAAUCUAGCCCAUGACGUAGAAGAGGCUAAACAUAGACAUGGUGGGGGCAGUGGCGGUGGCAGUUAUGGAGGAGGCGGCGAAGGGUCUAGUGGAGGAGGAGGAUCUGGCGGCGGUGGGUCAGGCGGCGGUGGCUAUGGCGGAGGUGGGUCUGGUGGAGGCGGUCAAGGUGGUGGAGGGUAUGGCGGAGGAGGUCACGGAGGUGGUGGAGGCGGUCACGGUGGUGGAGAGUCUGGCGGAGGAGGUAGCUAUGGAGGAGGCGGAAAAGGAGGAGGCGGGAAAGGAGGAGGCGCUUUGGUUGUUUCGUGGGCUAGAGAAUCCCACACACAACCUACCCAAGAUGGCCAACAAGUUAAUCUAGCCCAUGACGUAGAAGAGGCUAAACAUAGACAUGGUGGGGCAGUGGCGGUGGCAGUUAUGGAGGAGGCGGCGAAGGGUCUAGUGGAGGAGGAGGAUCUGGCGGCGGUGGGUCAGGCGGCGUGGCUAUGGCGGAGGUGGGUCUGUGGAGGCGGUCAAAGUGUGGAGGGUAUGGCGGAAGAGGUCACGGAGUGGUGGAGGCGGUCACGGCGGGUGGAGAGUCUGGCGGAGGAGGUAGCUUAUGGAGGAGGCGGAAAAGGAGGAGGCGGGAAAGGGAGGCACGGACGGUAA